GUUAACAAUAAAAAUAAUUUUUUAGAUAAAAAAAAAGAAAAACUCAAAGCUUAGGAAAUACAAAGUCAAACACAAAGCACAUAACAAAAAAGAACACAGAAAUUUAGGUAGACAACAAGAAAGGAAUCAAUAAAAGUUUCUUGUAUUUUUUACCUUUGGUGUUCUGUGCAUUAAUAGAUUAUUAUCUAAAUUAAUUAGUAUUAAUCUAUAAGAAAAAAAUUAGAUUUGACUCCAAUUUUGGAAUUGUGGAUUUAUUAAUUUGAUCCAACAUUAUAUAAUCUUGAAUGUCGUCUCCAACAAGGUGUUGUAAAUCUGAUGAUAGCAUCCACAUGAUUAAGGCGGAAGCCGCCGCUGCCGUCGUCGUCAAAACCACCUCCAGCGGCGGCGUUACCACCACCCUUGACAAUUGUGUCAAGGGUCAUGAAAAGAACAAGUGUGGCAUACCAAAGCUUAUUAAUCCAAAAGGCAUUGGAGGAAGUUUUGAGGAGCAUGUAACACAAUCAGAAAAAAAUGAUCAAGUAGAAGUGGAUUGGAAGAUUAUAUCAAGGAGAAAAGUUUUAUUUGAAACGUCUCCUUCAGUAAAGAGAAGUUUUACAGCAAGGCAUAAUAGUGCAAGGAUUGAAGGCCUAAACCUUUCCAAUUUUGAUCAGUCAACACAACCUGCUACUAUGAUUAAAAAUAUUAGGGUUUUUGCUGGGACAUGGAAUGUAGGAGGAAAAACUCCUAAUCAUGGACUUAAUCUUGAAGAUUUCUUGCAAGUGGAAGGUUCUGCAGACAUAUAUGUUUUGGGGUUUCAAGAGAUUGUACCGUUAAAUGCAGGCAAUGUAUUAGUGAGUGAAGAUAGUGAACCAGCAGCAAGAUGGUUAGCCCUAAUAAGCCAUGCACUUAACAAAUCAUCCUACGAUAAUGAUGAUUCAAGCAGUUCAAAAUGCAACAGUUUAUUCAAUAAACAUUCUCUUAAAGUUGUUAAAAAGAGUUUAAAGGCUAAUAGUAACCUUCUCAAGACAUGUAAUUGUCCUUCAACAACAAGACGUUUAAGAAAGCUUAGUGAUCCUUCAUGUUCUCUCUUGACACAUUUUCGUGAAGACGAUUUACAGUCUAUUGCUCAGAAAUUUCCUCCAACUAAUUAUGGUUUGAGUUAUCAUCUUAUAUCAAGCAAGCAAAUGGUUGGGAUUUUCCUUUCAGUUUGGGCACGAAAAGAGUUAGCACAACAUGUUGGACAUCUCAGAAUAUCUUCUCUUGGUAGAGGUAUCAUGGGUUGUCUUGGAAAUAAGGGGUGUAUAGCAAUAAGCAUGUCACUGUAUCGUACGAGCUUUUGCUUUGUGUGCAGUCACUUAGCUUCUGGAGAGAAAGAAGGAGAUGAGCUAAGAAGAAAUGCAGAUGUUGCUGAGAUUCUUAAAAGCAUACAAUUUCCUAGAAUUUGUAGGAAUCCCGAUAGAGGAAUCGCAGAAAAAAUUACUGAUCACCAGCGUGCAAUAUGGCUUGGAGACUUGAACUACCGAGUGUCUUUGAGCUAUGAAGAAACGAGGCUUCUUUUAGAGGAUAAUGACUGGGACUCUCUUUUAGAAAAGGAUCAGUUGAAUGUGGAGAGAGAAGCGGGGAGAGUGUUUAGUGGGUGGAAAGAAGGGAAGAUCUUUUUCGCCCCGACCUAUAAGUAUUCACAUAAUUCAGAUUCAUAUGCCGGAGAGACAACCAAGUCUAAGAAGAAACGAAGAACCCCUGCAUGGUGUGAUAGAAUAUUAUGGCGAGGUGAGGGCAUUGAACAAUUAUCUUAUAUUCGAGGGGAAUCAAGAUUUUCAGAUCAUAGGCCAGUUUGUUCUGUAUUCGCGGUGGAUGUGGAGGUGGAGGCUGAGCUAGUGAAGAAGAAUAACUCCAAAUUUAGAAAGGGUUUUUCUUGCAUUGCGAAUAGAAUGGAUCAGUAUGACGAUUUUAUACCACAGAGACACAGCUUUUAUGAUUAUUGAAAUACAAUCUCUAACUAACUAUAGUAUAGAUAUAUAUAUAUCUUCUUCUUUACCUUGA
Molecule: messenger RNA, 2022 nt
Organism: Solanum pennellii
Lineage: Eukaryota; Viridiplantae; Streptophyta; Magnoliopsida; Solanales; Solanaceae
Product: type I inositol polyphosphate 5-phosphatase 5
Exons: 10
Coding region: 285-1964 (559 amino acids)
Biological process (GO): phosphatidylinositol dephosphorylation
Molecular function (GO): phosphatidylinositol-3,4,5-trisphosphate 5-phosphatase activity; inositol-polyphosphate 5-phosphatase activity; phosphatidylinositol-4,5-bisphosphate 5-phosphatase activity
Source: RefSeq, a predicted model, not a curated record